This is a messenger RNA of Monoraphidium neglectum, 621 nucleotides long. RefSeq names its product cytochrome P450, family 51 (sterol14-demethylase). Gene Ontology annotation, molecular function: heme binding; oxidoreductase activity, acting on paired donors, with incorporation or reduction of molecular oxygen; iron ion binding. Lineage: Eukaryota; Viridiplantae; Chlorophyta; Chlorophyceae; Sphaeropleales; Selenastraceae. Gene Ontology annotation, cellular component: endoplasmic reticulum. The coding region runs from base 1 to 621 and encodes 206 amino acids. The transcript has 6 exons. The record is from RefSeq and is a predicted model, not a curated record. Gene Ontology annotation, biological process: sterol biosynthetic process.
AUGGCCGGCCGGCGCGGGGAGGGAGGGGUGGGGCGGCAGGAGAUUGUCCGGCUGGCGGCGCGGGUGGCUGACCUGCUGCAUGAUCUGGAUGACGGCAUGCGCCCCAUCAGCGUGUUCUUCCCCUACCUGCCCACCUCAUUCCACAAGAAGCGCGACGAGGCGCGCGUGGAGAUGGGCAAGAUCUUCGCCAAGGUCAUCCAGGCGCGCCGCGCCAGCCCCCACAAGGAGGAGGACGUGCUGCAGCAAUUCUGCGACGCGCGCUACCAGAACGUGGAGGGCGGCCGCCAGCUGACUGAGGAGGAGAUCACUGGCCUGCUGAUCGCGGUGCUGUUUGCGGGGCAGCACACCAGCAGCAUCACGUCCUCUUGGACAGGCCUCUUCAUGAUUGACUCGAAGCACACCGCGUUUGCGGCGGCUGUGCGCGAGCAGCAGGCCAUCAUGGCGCGCCACGGGGACGACCUGUCCAUGGACGUGCUGGGGGAGAUGGACGUGCUGCACCGCAACAUUACGGAGGCGCUGCGCAUCCACCCGCCGCUGCUGCUGGUGAUGCGCUACGCCAAGCAGCCCUUCAGCGUGACGACGUCGCAGGGCAAAACCUACCACGUGCCUGCGGGGCUGUGA